CUUCGAGAAGCACCAGAACUCUCUAGUCUGCUCCUCUAACUUCUCUUUCUUUAUAAUUACAUUUCGUUCCUUCCAAAUUUUGCAAAUUACCCCUAAAACCCUAAAAAAUCCGAUAUCGUCUUUCCCAAAACCAGAUCCAAAAGCCAGCAGAUUCAUCCACCGAUGGCCGACGAAGCCAAAGCCAAAGGCAACGCCGCCUUUUCCUCUGGUGAUUUCAACGCCGCAAUCAAACACUUCACCGAUGCUAUAAACCUUUCCCCCACCAACCACGUCCUUUACUCUAACCGAUCCGCUGCGUAUGCUUCUCUCCAUCAAUACGAGGCCGCAUUGUCGGACGCCAAAAGGACCGUUGAGCUUAAACCUGACUGGUCUAAAGGUUACAGCAGGCUCGGCGCGGCUCACCUCGGUUUGCACCAAUAUCAAGAUGCUGUUUCGGCGUAUAAGAAGGGUCUGGAGAUUGAUCCUAAUAAUGAAGCUUUGAAGUCUGGAUUGGCUGAUGCUCAAUCGGCGGCGACGGCUUCGGCUUCGCGUUCUAGGGCUGCUCCGCCACCUAAUCCGUUUGGUGAUGCUUUUCAGGGACCGGAGAUGUGGGCGAAGUUGACUGCUGAUCCGACUACUAGGGUGUUUUUACAGCAGCCGGAUUUUGUUAAGGCGAUGCAAGAGAUUCAAAGAAAUCCUAGCAAAUUGAAUGAGUAUUUGCAAGAUCAGAGGGUUAUGCAAGCUUUGGGUGUUUUGUUGAAUGUUAAGUUUAAGGCACAUGGUGGUGGCGAUGAUAUGGAGAUUCCAGAGGCGGAUUCACCUCCAGCUCCGUCUCCUUCACGUCCAGCUAAGGAGGAGGUGAAGAAGCCUGAGCCCGAGCCUGAACCAGAACCGAUGGAAAUUACGGAAGAAGAGAAGGAGAAAAAGGAGAAGAAAGAGAAAGCUUUAAAGGAGAAGGAGGCUGGCAAUGCUGCAUAUAAGAAGAAGGAUUUUGAGACGGCUAUUAAGCAUUACACGACAGCAAUGGAGCUUGAUGAUGGAGAUAUUUCGUACAUCACUAAUCGGGCUGCUGUUUAUUUGGAAAUGGGCAAGUACGAGGAUUGCAUUAAGGAUUGUGACAAGGCUGUUGAAAGAGGUAGAGAGCUCAGAUCAGACUAUAAAAUGAUAGCAAGAGCUUUGACUAGGAAGGGAACUGCUUUGGUGAAGAUGGCAAAAUGCUCGAAAGAUUACGAACCAGCUAUUGAGACUUUCCAGAAAGCCCUUACAGAGCAUCGCAAUCCAGACACAUUGAAAAAACUAAAUGAUGCUGAAAAAGCAAAGAAGGAUUUGGAACAACAAGAGUACUUUGAUCCAAAGAUAGCAGACGAGGAGCGUGAGAAAGGGAACGAAUUUUUCAAGCAGCAGAAGUAUCCCGAGGCUGUGAAGCAUUAUACGGAAUCAUUGAGAAGAAAUCCGAAAGAUCCAAAGGCAUACAGCAACAGAGCUGCAUGCUACACAAAAUUGGGUGCAUUGCCCGAGGGGCUAAAAGAUGCUGAAAAGUGCAUUGAGCUUGACCCAACCUUUUCCAAAGGUUACACAAGAAAAGGUGCUGUUCAGUUCUUCAUGAAAGAGUAUGACAAAGCUUUAGAAACAUACCAGGAAGGGUUGAAACACGAUGCCAAUAACCAGGAGCUGCUCGAUGGUGUUCGAAGAUGCGUAGAACAGAUCAACAAAGCCAAUCGAGGUGAUUUGAGCCCCGAAGAACUGAAGGAAAGACAGGCUAAGGCAAUGCAAGAUCCAGAAAUUCAGAACAUUCUCUCAGAUCCUGUAAUGAGACAGGUUUUGAUUGAUUUCCAGGAAAAUCCGAAGGCAGCACAAGAACACAUGAAGAACCCUAUGGUGAUGAACAAGAUCCAAAAGCUGGUCUCUGCUGGAAUUGUGCAAAUGAGAUAAAUUGUAAAAGUGAUCAAUUUUAACUUAAUUGCUUUUUUUCCUUCAUAGUAAAUUUGUACUUGCAAUUGUCCGAAUUUGAGUGGAUUAAUCCAUAAAAAAACUAGUUUUCAGUUGGAAAAAUUGUUCAAAAGUUCGAAUGGGAUUUGAUUUAUUUUA
This is a messenger RNA of Gossypium raimondii (Peruvian cotton), 2067 nucleotides long. Its product is annotated as hsp70-Hsp90 organizing protein 3. The transcript has 7 exons. NCBI's taxonomy places the organism in Eukaryota, Viridiplantae, Streptophyta, Magnoliopsida, Malvales, Malvaceae. The record is from RefSeq and is a predicted model, not a curated record. Gene Ontology annotation, molecular function: Hsp90 protein binding. Bases 163 to 1911 code for a protein of 582 amino acids.